AUGCCGAAGGUGUUUGAGAACUGGGGCGCCAUGCGUGCUGCUGCGUACACGGAAGGCCACACACCUGGCGACAGCUGCCACCGAGCUGAAAGGCUGCCGCAUUUGAGCGAGGCCAUCUUUCGCCGGUUGCAGAGACUUGAGCACCAUGUUGGGUUAACAGCCUUCGAGGAUAACGGACCCUCAGCCGAAGCGCAUGACGGAACCAUGUUCGAAAGCCCGGAGACUGAAGACUCCUCCCUUCGGCCCUUGUGGCCUGCCAUACAGGUAUUGAAGCACAGCUGCUCUACCGGCACUGGGUCGACAUUGUGGGAAGAACGCCUUGUCAAGCAACUGUGGCUCAGUUUCCACGACACCAUGCUUGGGCUGCACUUUCUCCCCAGCAAACAAACAUUCUCAUCGCCAACCCCGCUGAUGUUGGCAGCGAUGCUGUACUGCUCGAGCAUGAGAGGCUCGGAGCAUGUAGUUGUGCAUGCUUCCGAGUACUUCACUGUCCUGUGUAACGCAAUCUCGCAGCUAUGUAUGCCCGCCAGCGAGAUAGGAAAGGUGCCAAAGGACCCGGGGGCAGCCGAGGAGUGGGCUUUCCAGACGAUCCUCGGCAUCAUCCUUGCCGGUCUUCUUCGGGAGGGCGUCAUCAAGGAGACGGGGAUAUGGAUCUCUGUCGCCUACCGGCUGAUCCUUGAGCACUGCCCGCCACACAUAGAUGAGAGAUCGCUAGAGUGGCAAAGGCUCUUCACUGGCCUUCAAAUUGUCGAUCUAGAGCACGCCUCAAUUCACCUCUCGUGCCCCGUGAUUCCUAUAGAGGCACCCUUUCCUCGUCUCCGCAUCUCGCAGCAGGAUCAGCUUUACAGGCUGUCGCGCAUGAUGCACACGGGUCUCACACACUUCACGGGACGCAGGCUCCCGACUAUCUGGGCAUCCUUCACCAGCGACCACCCCGUCACGUCCGAUUCUACCACGUUCAGCGGCGUUGACGCGGCUGUCAUCCGGGAUUGGGCCCGGCAGCUCGACGACUGGCUGGUAGAGUUUGGCGCGCGCAAUGAGGAGGCAAGCGACCAAAGCAACCUGACGUUCCGGCAGUACGUGCUACACCGCGUUCUAGUCCUCUCCAUAUAUCUUCCAGCCCGUGGCAGCGAUCUCUUCUCCAAUACGACGCCCAAGGAGCAGCACGAGCUUCUUGUUUCGGCCCGCGCAGCUGUCCGGCUUCAACUCCUGGACACAUCCAUCUGGUCCAAUUUUGACCUCAUAAUUAUCACGUGGGCGGCACUAAUAGUCAUCCAAGGCGUUGACGGUGGAGUGGGGGAGCCUGACGAUCUAGAGCACGUCAGGGUCCAUCUAGGGCGGCUUCAGGAAGCCCAUGAGCACAGCUGCAAUCUUCACGGACUCCUGGCGAAUCGUCUGGAAACGAAGCUUCAGGGACUCACAACCCCGCAGUUUGGCGACGCCAUGAGCUUCGAGCCAGAUGGUACUUUUGACACGUCUUGGUACAUAUUCAAUCAGUCGAGUCUAGAUGUGGGCUUGGACAUGUCCUUCUUGGACGGAACAAUGCAACACACAGCCAUGUCCUGA
Molecule: messenger RNA, 1566 nt
Organism: Emericellopsis atlantica
Lineage: Eukaryota; Fungi; Ascomycota; Sordariomycetes; Hypocreales; Bionectriaceae
Exons: 5
Coding region: 1-1566 (521 amino acids)
Source: RefSeq, a predicted model, not a curated record